CUGCUGCGACUUCCAAUGGAAUUUUCCACACACAAAAUCAUACUGAUAACGACUAAAGCGGCCCCGACCCCAAGGCGAGCCACUUCUUCUGGGACGACGUGCGUGAUCCGGUGAUGCAGGUUCCCGGGGAUGUGCUGCUGGUGUUUGACUGCACCGCGCAGCCCGGGGUGCCAGCCGAGAUGCGGGUCGAGGCGGGGUUGGCGCCGUCGUCAACGUCGGCCAAGCAGUUGCUCGGUGUUUGCGUACCGUGGGAAGGCUCCAGCUCGUGCCGCGAGGGCGGCGACAGGGCUGACAUGACGCAGGCGUUGUGCAGAACGCUGGAGCAGACGUGGGAUGGUGACGUGCCCGUUUUGUCGGUGCAGUGGCUGUGCUCGCUCAUGAAAUGGGGCCUACGCGGCACGGCGCUGGCGUCGAGGGUGUUUGUCAGCCAGCUGGGGGGCGGGCAGCUGCUGGAUAUCCAUCUCCCGCGGCUUGCCGUCGCCGCCUGGACGAGGACCAACAGGCAGAGUUUGAAACUCUAUUCAGGGGAUGCCCGUGAGUAACCUACGGAGCUAGCGGGAACGAGUUAGAUGCAUCCGAAGGCGAGUUUGGCUGUGUU
Molecule: messenger RNA, 598 nt
Organism: Parathielavia appendiculata
Lineage: Eukaryota; Fungi; Ascomycota; Sordariomycetes; Sordariales; Chaetomiaceae
Exons: 1
Coding region: 114-542 (142 amino acids)
Source: RefSeq, a predicted model, not a curated record